Messenger RNA from Saccostrea cuccullata (small rock oyster), 987 nucleotides. RefSeq names its product prostaglandin G/H synthase 1-like. The transcript has 3 exons. Lineage: Eukaryota; Metazoa; Mollusca; Bivalvia; Ostreida; Ostreidae. The record is from RefSeq and is a predicted model, not a curated record. Gene Ontology annotation, biological process: response to oxidative stress; cyclooxygenase pathway. Gene Ontology annotation, cellular component: neuron projection; cytoplasm. Gene Ontology annotation, molecular function: prostaglandin-endoperoxide synthase activity; peroxidase activity; oxidoreductase activity, acting on single donors with incorporation of molecular oxygen, incorporation of two atoms of oxygen. The coding region runs from base 1 to 987 and encodes 328 amino acids.
AUGGGGUAUCCUAAACACAUAGACAUAAAUAAGCAGUAUGCUCUAGGACAUUCCUUCUUUGGUCUCUUGCCUGGACUGUUCAUGUACGGUACAAUCUGGUUAAGAGAACACAACAGAGUUUGUGAUAUCUUGAAGGCAGAGCACCCAGAAUGGGACGAUGAGAGAUUAUUUCAGACAUCAAAACUAGUUAUUUUAGGUGAAACUAUCCAAAUAGUAAUAGUAGAUUAUGUGCAGCACCUAAGCAACUAUCAUUACCAAUUACUUUUCAAUCCUGAAUUGCUAUUUGGUGAACCGUUCCAAUAUCAAAAUAGAAUUGCCGUAGAAUUUAACCAUUUAUAUCACUGGCAUCCUCUAAUGCCUGAUGAAUUCAACAUUAAUGGAACUAAAUAUACCCUGAAAGAAUUCAUGUUCCAUCCCGAGAUUGUGGUCAAACAUGGAAUGAGGGAAUUUGUGGAUUCACUGUCCAAACAGAGAGCUGGCAUGUUUGGCCCUCACAAUCACGGCUCUUUGACCAUCCCCGUAGUAACGGAACUCAUCAAACAUGGCCGAACUCUGAGACUCCAGUCCUUUAACCAGUACAGGAAGAGAUUCAACCUUAAACCGAUUAAAUCCUUUGAGGAACUGACAGGAGAAAAAAAAAUGGCCAAACAGCUCGAAAAUUUUUACGGUGAUAUCAAUGCAGUGGAAUUCUAUGUAGGACUUAUAAUGGAGAAGAGACGUCAUAAGGCCUUAUUUGGGCCUUCCAUAGUGGAGAUGGGAGGACCCUACUCCGUAAAAGGAUUAAUGGCCAAUCCAAUUUGUUCUCCUAAAUACUGGAAACCCUCCACAUUUGGAGGGGAUGUAGGAUUUAAUUUAGUUAAAACUGCAUCUCUUAAAAAAUUAUUUUGUGAGAAUAUGAAAGGAGAAUGUCCUGAGGUUACAUUUAGAGUCCCGGAUUAUAGGGAGGGUGACGUGCUAGACUUAAUCAAACAAAAAAUGGAAUUAUAA